AUGAGGAGUAUCGGCGAGCCAUGGUUAACAACUCCACCUUUGGUGCUUAGUCUCUUGAGUCUUAAGCUUGAGUCUCUGUCAGAAGAUGUAAUUAGCUCUCUUCAGGAUGAUAUACUUACACAUAUCUUGUCUUUCCUCCCAACGAAACAAGCUCUUUUCACAUCAAUUCUCUCCAAAAGAUGGAGGAAUCUUUUCACAAUGAUGAUGCAUCUCCGAUUCGACGAUUUGAUGCUUAAAUGCUUUAAUCACUGGGGUAGCAACGGUGGGUUUCCUUUUUUUAGAAACCUCGUUAAACUAUCUUUCGAGUGUAAAACCAAAAUGGGUUGGAAAGUUCUUUGGAGCCUGAUCAAUAACUCUCCAAAGCUAGAAACUUUGAUUCUCAAGGUACAUAUGAUCUCUCUGUUCAAUUAUUCUCAAGGUACAUAUGAUGAAAGUAGACGUUUGUUCUUCUAAAGAAGUUAAUUUAAAACAGUAUGGGUGAGAACCUCUAAAUAUUCAAAAAUAUAAUACAUAAAUAGAUGAUAGAAAAUUAAAUUAACCACAAAAUAUUUAAUGUAGUUUACCAAUUCGGCUACACAUGCACAAGCAGAAAUAAAAUUUUAUUGUGCAUUCCGUUGUACGUUAUAAGGUGAAUUUUGUAUUUGAAUGCGCCAGUCGUGGAUAAGAGAAGAGAAGAAUCAUUCUUUGGAACAUAAAUUGUCCUGAUUUGAUUGAAAAUUCAAUUUGAGUAUCUCUCAACCGCCAAUAAUACCACUUAUUAAUAAAUCACUUUUAGUCUUUUAUUUUCAUCAAAGAAGCUUCAUGCAUCUCUUCUGCUCUUUCUAUUCAAUUUCCUUUUCUAUUUGUUGAUUGUAGCUAGGUUACAGUUUGUAACGUGACUUUGGUUUUUUUUCUUAACACGAAAACCCUAAUUUAUGAUGCACUAAAGGAAACCCUAAUUUUUGUUUCACUUAAAAAAAGAAAACCUAGUUUAUGUUUCUCAUUAUUACUUUCCACGAAAAAAGGAAUCUAUUAUAUAUAUUACUAGGUGAUUCUAAAGUUAAAAUAUUAUAAUUAAUUGAUAUUUAAAAUUAAUUUUAAAUCAAUUUAUAAUUUAUAUGUAUAAUUUAUAUUAAUAAUAUUAUAUUAUUUUAAUUAGACAUAUGAUUUGGAUAUGUUAUAUCUAGUCGGUUUGAUUGUUUUUGGGUCAACAAUCGAUUUAUUUAUUACUUGGGAAUAUUAGAUUGCAUUUAUUUCUCCGAAUUCAAUUAUAAUAUUUUAUUCUAGAUAUAGUUAAUUUUGAUUAAAUUCUUAUUUGUAUUUAGAUUGAUUAUUUUCUUAGAUAUGCAAAUAAAUUUUAGUAAGAUUAUGUAUAUAUAUAUAUAUUGUGCUUAGAAUUAAAUAAAAAUAAACUAAAAUAUUUGAUUCAAAAUUACAUAAAUAAAUAUAACGAUAAUAUUCUGAAGUCUCAUGCAUAUAUAUAAAAUUAUAUUGUAACAAUGAUUUAAUAUUUUAUUUUUAUUUAUUAAUAGGGUUUGAUCUCAUCCUAUAAUUUAUAUGUAUAAAAAUAAAUAUAUUCUUAUUAUAAAAUUAUUUGUUACUGUAGUUAGAUCUUUGAUUUUGGAUAUAAGUUGGAUUAGUCGAGUAUAAUUAUUUUUUAUUCUAAUUAAGUCAAAUAAAAUUAGUUUUAUUUCUCGUUUAAAUGUGUAUGUAUUUUAAUAAUAUUUAUCAAAAUUAUAUGUAGAUUUUUUUAAAAAAUAUGAGGAAAUAAAGAGAUGAUCAACAGAAAAUUACACGCAUAAGUAUAACUGAUAAAGUUUUGUAAGAUCAUAAAUGAAUAUCAAUAUUUACAAUAAUUAUAUAUUUUAUAUAUUCUAAAUAAUUGUAUGUCUUAGAUCUAUUGAAAGGUAAACUGAAAAUUAUUUUAAAUAAUCUUAGAAAUGAGAAUUUAGAUUUGGUUGGGUAUUUUGAUUAUGUGUAUAUUAAGUUCCACAAACAUAAAGAAAACAUAAAAUUAAGAAGAAACUAAAUAUUAAGAAAUUUUUUUUAAUAAUGAUAAAAUAUAAUAUAUACAUCAUCAAAAGUAUAUGCUAUUUAAAAAGAUUCUGUAAUUAUUUGAUCAAAAUAUUCUUAUCAUAAACAAUUAUUUUUGGGUUCUAUUUUUAAUAUAUCUUAAAAUCAGCACUAAAAUUGUGAUUGUUUUUGUGAAAUCAGAUUAAUUAUACGUGUUUUUGCUGUAGUUGUAAGAUAUUAUAAACAGCUUAAAAUUAUUGAAAAAACAUUUCAAUAAUAAUAAUUAUAAACUAUUUUUAGUCAAUUAAACAUAUAUCGUUUAUGUUCUUUAAUUAGUUUAUGUAAUCACGUAAGAAAAUAGAUAGAUAUAAAUGAAAUAUUUAUAUUGCUUUGAAAAUAUAUUUAUUUUAUAUUGUAUUAAGUAUGUUUUAAAGGAAUAAUAUUUAUUUAUCAAAAUUAUUUUUGUGAACUUUUUUUAUGAAAUCACAUUAUAUAAAAUAUAUUUUUUUCAUCUAAGAAAUAAAUUAGAUAUAAAGAAAGUGUUU
Messenger RNA from Brassica napus (rape), 2537 nucleotides. Its product is annotated as putative F-box/LRR-repeat protein At5g25860. The record is from RefSeq and is a predicted model, not a curated record. Lineage: Eukaryota; Viridiplantae; Streptophyta; Magnoliopsida; Brassicales; Brassicaceae. The coding region runs from base 1 to 453 and encodes 150 amino acids. The transcript has 4 exons. Gene Ontology annotation, molecular function: protein binding.